This is a messenger RNA of Hordeum vulgare subsp. vulgare (domesticated barley), 1086 nucleotides long. RefSeq lists its product as uncharacterized. Bases 447 to 944 code for a protein of 165 amino acids. The record is from RefSeq and is a predicted model, not a curated record. The transcript has 3 exons. Lineage: Eukaryota; Viridiplantae; Streptophyta; Magnoliopsida; Poales; Poaceae.
GGAUGACAACCUAACUACCAGUAAGGUCACCAAAUAUUGUAGGUGUGCUCUCAGCGAACUUCCAAUGAGAGUCAUAUUCAGAGGCGAGCAAUGUCACAGGAAUUUGAGAGGAAACAGUUCAAUCUUCGCUUGUCGUAAUUUGGAUGGAGGAUACAACAUUUGUGACCUAUUGGUGUUAGCCUUUUUAUACCAAGGUACUAGCUAGAAUAAAUUGUUCCAAAAAAGCAAAAUCAUUUGGAAGUUCUGCAAUUACAUGCACUGCCGGCACUAUAUUAACCCCUUCGCCCCCUCCCCUUGCACACACACAAAGAUAUAAAAAAGGUUUUGGAAAUAGAAUGUGCACACACUAUAUAAACCAUUUCCUCCUCCUCCUCUACACAUUGGGUAGUUGAAUAUUCUCAAAGACAAGCGAUCAGCACCACCUUUGCUAGGUGAAACUGCUUGCAAUGGAACUUCCAGGGGCAUCAUCUCGGCGCUCGAUGGGUAUGUCAUUGGCCUCACUUCUAAAGCGAUUUAGUGGCAUAGCACAAUCGCCAAAAGGGUGCCGCUACAACCCAGAGAGUGCCGGCAUCGGGAUUGUGUCGGUUGUUAUGGAACCAACCGCUGCACACGUACGCAUCGUCAGGCCUAUCAUCCACAUCAACGCUCGUGAGAUCCUAGAGGUUACACUACCAAACCUCUGUAGGAGCAAUAGGAGGCCAUUCCGAGCAGCCAUACUGUCGUGCGGUCUAUGCCGCACCUGGAUCGGUAGUGGUACCGUCUACAUGUUCAAAGGUGAGACGGGAUUCUGUACACAAGAGUGUCUCGGUCAUUAUAUCAUGGAGCAAUUUGAAAAGCAGAGACAUAAGGUGAGGUGGUGUAGCAGAGAAAAGGUGCCACCAAUGGCGGGCGAUAAGGAAGGCGAUCAGAGCUGCAUUUUCUUCACUUGUGCUGGCAGCCUAUGAUACACAUACAUGUAUGUUUGAGAGAUUCAUGAGCAUAGAAUGACGGAAACCUAUUUUUCACAAUGUAUAAUUUGGUGAUUUUGUAAGUAAUAGAACACCUGUGGUUAACAAAUAGCAAUACACUUUUGACGUGGUACGAGCA